UGUCAACCUGACAGUCUGACAGUCAAAAUAUAAAUAAACAAUAGGUGUUUUUUUAAACGUUUGUGAGGUGUAACAAAUAGUACAAAAAUGCUGAAACCAAAGGUUUUAACUCAAGUUCUAAGCCAAGCCAAUACAGGUGGAGUAGAAAAUACACUCCUAGUGAACCAAGAAGGCCUUCUUCUAGCAUACAGUGGCUAUGGUGAUAAGGAUGCAAGAGUUACUGCCGCAAUUGCAAGUAAUAUUUGGAGCAAAUACGAGAAAAAUGGUAAAAUCGCUCUUCGGGAAGAUGAACCGCAAAUAAUUAUGAUGGAGUUUCAAGAGGGUCGUAUAGCAAUCACACAAGUUGCCAAUGUGUUAUUAUGUUUAUAUGCAAAAAACACUGUAGGUUUUGGAAUGCUUAAACAAAAAGCUACCGCCCUGUCGGCCUAUUUGGAAGGUCCUUUAAAUCAAGUGGCUACUUCUUAGCAACGGCAUACUUUGUAUGGAUGGUUGCUGAUGAACGUUAAGGGCCAAUCAGAUAAUUAAGACAUCAGUUAAUUAAUACUUUUUUACCCAAGUACUGCAUCAUUUUCCAUUAAAUUCAUGAAUCAUAUCAAAAGUGAUUACUUAAAUUGAUUUAUAUUGUCGAUCAAAGUAAAUGUUGCUGUUGGAGAGAAUGGCUUCAAUAUUGUAUUGUUAUACUUACACCAAAUUUUUAUUAAUAUAAAUAAUUAGUUCUGUUUUUCUAAAAUAAUAAAUAUGUAUAUUGCCAAAA
Molecule: messenger RNA, 754 nt
Organism: Dendroctonus ponderosae (mountain pine beetle)
Lineage: Eukaryota; Metazoa; Arthropoda; Insecta; Coleoptera; Curculionidae
Gene: Lamtor2
Product: ragulator complex protein LAMTOR2 homolog
Exons: 3
Coding region: 88-465 (125 amino acids)
Biological process (GO): positive regulation of TOR signaling; cellular response to amino acid stimulus
Cellular component (GO): Ragulator complex
Molecular function (GO): guanyl-nucleotide exchange factor activity; molecular adaptor activity
Source: RefSeq, a predicted model, not a curated record